This is a messenger RNA of Abrus precatorius (Indian licorice), 1371 nucleotides long. RefSeq lists its product as uncharacterized. The transcript has 4 exons. Lineage: Eukaryota; Viridiplantae; Streptophyta; Magnoliopsida; Fabales; Fabaceae. The coding region runs from base 400 to 1371 and encodes 323 amino acids. The record is from RefSeq and is a predicted model, not a curated record.
UCCUUCAUCGAAUCAUUUCUUCUCCCAACGACGUCGUUGCCGUUGCAACUUUCCAUCACCAUCAUCUUUUCCUUCUCAUUUCGUUGAAAUCCUCGGCGGUGAUUUCAUGAUUUAUCCAAUAACGCAUUCAUAGCAAAACAUUCACAGAAUAAAUACGCAAACCACGUCGUUCCGUCCAUCGCCAAUUUCUUCAUACGCAAUCGCUUUCGAAACUCUCAUCGGCGAUUCGUUAAAACUCUCUAAAGAAACUUAAACGACGUCGUCGCCAUUGCUAUUCUUUUUCAUGAUCAUCAUUUUUUUCUCGCUUUUGAAAUUCUCAUCGGUGAUUCUGAUUUUUCACGCGCGGUAGUUUUUCCGCCGUAAAAAAAAAAAGGUUCAAACGACGUCGUUGUGGUGGCAAUGCCGUUCGCGCGCUGCAACAGCCAGAUUCCGGCGCCGCUGCCGUCACCGAUCCCCACCGGCAGAGGCUCGCGCUCCGCCGCCAACGAGAUCUUCAGCCAAUUCCUCGAAAAGACGCUCCAGCUGCCAGAGCUGACCCUGCCAGGACAUCAACUAUCCCCGGCGCCGGCAGAGAUCGAUCUCCGGUCGCUGCCGCUUGCCUCCGGCGAUAUGAUGCUGCGGUCCACCAGGGAGUUUGGCGCGUUCCGGAUCCGAUGCCACGGGAUCUCCGGCAAUCACUUGGGAACUAUGGCGGACGAAGCCGAACGCGUUUUCCGAGAAUCGAAAAACAUCGUCGUUGAGCAUGAUGGACAUGGUGGAGAGAUGAUUCCCUGUGUUCGCUCAUGCAAAGGAGAGCUGGAAUUCACCGGUCAAAACAUAAUCGGCGACCAAACACAUCGGAACUUUUGGAUUCAUAUGGGAAACGUUGCAAGUAGAUUGGAUAGUAUAGUUGAGCAAGUGGCUAUGGUUCUACAACAGGACACAACUAAUGAGUUUAAGGAGCGGAUUCAAGAUACAGAGUCUAUGAUUUGCAUGUGCAGGUAUCCGCACGAUAAUGUCCCCAAACAAAAUGAAGGCGUUUCAGUGAAAAGUAAAGACAGAUUAUGUGAUCAUGUCUUGCGCUUCUACCUUCCCAUGGAGCAUUGUAUAUUUUACAUCCAAACUGAAAGAGGUCCCCUAUCAUUUGAUGCAGGUCCAGAGAAUAUAGUUGUCACCGUUGGCAAACAACUAGAGGAGUGGAGCCAAGGUGUAUACAAAUGUGUUCCUGGGGAAAUGAUCUUCAUGCCGAGUUUCCAUAGUAGCUCGGCCUCUUUCGCCAUAGAGCUUAAGUGCUCAGCAUAUUCAAAUCUAAAUCACAGUUCAAAUAAUUCUGACAAGAUAAUAUCCCUGACUGAUCAAAUCCUUAUUAGUUUGGAUUCAAACCGUAGUUAA